UCCCUCUAAAAAAUCGCCCCACCAGUCAGCGGCUUAUAACGUGCGAGGCUGCAUUUACUCCCUUUACUCUCGGCUCUUCUCCCUCUCCGCUUGCGCAAUGUAUUCAUGAAGAAAUCGUAAAGUGUUAAAUGUUUGAAAUACAAAACCGCCGAAUUUCAUAUGCUGAAAAAGGACUCCGCUACUCGUGCGCGCGGCACUGGUGUGUCUGUGCAAUAGACUCUGCAAAGAAAAACUACUCUCACACGCCUGCAAGUCCGCGGCUGCAAAAGGGACGCUGAAAACCUAAUUUUUCAGUUUCAAGACAAACGCUCAAAAAUCAAACUGGCUCACGUUCUUCCCAACCAACCCAGUUUGACAGCUGCUCUUCACCCCAUUUGGAGGACUGUCAGCAGCAAGAGGAUGGCAUCAGAGCUGGCAAUGAGCAACUCCGACCUGCCCACCAGUCCCCUGGCCAUGGAAUAUGUUAAUGACUUCGAUCUGAUGAAGUUUGAAGUGAAAAAGGAGCCGGUGGAGCCCGAUCGCAACAUCAGCCAGUGCAGUCGCCUUAUCGCCGGGGGAUCCUUGUCUUCCACCCCGAUGAGCACACCUUGCAGCUCGGUGCCCCCUUCCCCAAGCUUCUCGGCGCCCAGUCCGGGCUCGGGGAGCGAGCAGAAGACACACAUAGAGGAUUUCUACUGGAUGUCCGGUUAUCAACAGCAGUUGAAUCCAGAGGCGCUGGGCUUCAGCCCCGAAGACGCAGUCGAGGCGCUGAUCAACAGCAGUCACCAGCUCCAGUCAUUCGAUGGCUACGCAAGGAGCCAGCAGUUUGCUGGCGCAGCCGGAGCAGGAGGCACCAUGGCCGGGGAAGAGAUGGGGUCCGCCGCGGCGGUGGUGUCGGCAGUCAUCGCUGCGGCAGCCGCUCAGAACGGAGCGCAACACCACCACCACCACCAUCACCACCACAGCAGCAGCCACCACCAGGCACCGGGCGUCCAGAACAACGGCACCUCUGGGACAAAUCACCCACACAUGCGCUUGGAGGAGCGGUUUUCAGACGAGCAGCUGGUGACCAUGUCGGUGCGGGAGCUCAACCGGCAGCUACGGGGGGUCAGCAAGGAAGAAGUGAUCAGAUUGAAACAGAAGAGGAGGACCCUAAAGAACAGAGGCUACGCUCAGUCCUGCCGGUUCAAGCGGGUCCAGCAGCGGCACGUCCUGGAGGGAGAGAAGACGCAACUCAUGCAGCAGGUCGAGCACCUAAAGCAGGAGAUCUCCAGGCUGGUCCGGGAGAGGGACGCGUACAAAGAAAAGUAUGAGAAGCUCAUCAGCAACGGCUUCAGAGAAAAUGGAUCCAGCAGUGACAACAACCCUUCAUCCCCGGAGUUUUUCAUGUCAUCGAGAAAAUUCCUCCAUCUGUGAUUUCAAGCCCCAUUCCUCCGUGCCCUUGGCUUCCUGAGAUAACCUAACGGCUGAGCAGUGACGACAUCAGAGCGGCUGACCAAUCGCACGAAGGCACCUACAAAGCACAACAUUCAAAAAUGACUUCACUGAAGAACAAAAGACAAGACCCGCUGAAAUCCCUCAAAAUCCCUACAGUGAAAUUCUUGAAAGCCUCUUACUACUCCUGUUUCCCUCCCUGAUAUUUUACCUCCAGCUUUUUUCUACAAAACACAAAAAAAGAAAAAAAGAACAAAACAAAACAGACAGACUCAUACUCAUGAGAUGGUUGACAACGACAGACACUGGAAGGACUAUUUUCUCUUUGGUGGGGAGAUCACUGAUGCAUGCUUCUGUAAAUAGAUCAUGAUAAAACCCUAUUCUUAUUCCUAAUAUAGGAAGCAUACCAAGUCGCUCUCACCAACUUCAUAAACCUUCAUGACUGUGGAUAGAGUACUCAUGGUUCAAUAUUUUCCAUAUGAAGUCAGUAUUCUUCUUACUUCCUCAGAGACCAUGUAAUUAUCAUUUCCCAUAUCAUUUCUUUACUCUUUGGAGUUAGUUGGACUGUAAAAAUUGUACUUCCUAUUCUUCUUAUUCUCUUUACAAAAUGGCCUAGUCUUCCUCUCCAAUAUCCACGCUAGUACAUGUAAAUAGAGAUGAAUGAAGACAACAGCAUGGAACAGACUAUAGUGUAUAUUUACCACUCCCCUAGUAGAUCACAGAUCUCAGUAUGUGGAUAUUUCAGACAACCUUUUUAAAAGUUUAAAAUACUUGAACUCGUUUUCUGAUAGUUAAAGACAUAGUCCCAGGUAUCUGGACAUUUUCCUAUGUAUUUGAAUAGAUGCAUAAAGGCAGUAGCUAUAGGUAAUGUUAUUGUUUGAGUACCUUGCAAGGAUUAUAAGGCAGCAAUUCUUUUGGUAUCAUCAAUCAGUUCCACCAGGAAACAAAUGGUCAAACUGAAGAGCAAAAACAGGCAAUUCACAGAUGCCAUGAGUCCACCUUGGCACUUCUUAAAUAUUAUUUGUAACAUUAAAAAUUUUGUGUACAUUAUGAUUUGCAAUUUUCUCCCAGCAUCUACCUACUUAUUCUUUCCCACUGCAAUAAUAAUUGCCCUCUCCUUCCCCAUGUUUGGGUUGGAACUGCUGAAGCUGUUAGCCUGAGAGGGCCACUUUUUUUCUUUGCAUGGUGCUCUGAUCCUGAGCCUACACAUGGGGAAAAAAGAAAACCUCACUGAUUGCAAUGUAGACAUGAGGACGCUGACCUCAGUCUUCUAUGGACUAUGAAGAUAACCAAAUAGACUGACAGAGAAUAAGCCAAGCCACUGAACAGAUGACCUCAAAGGUAACCCCGCCUCCCCCCUCACUGGUGAAGACAGAAAAACCUUUGCAUGGACAACAGGGAAAAUACUAGCUGGUUGUACACCUCAUCUCCAUCAUUGUGCAUCCUCUACCUCUCAGUGUUUAUUGUGCAUCGUGGAAUCCAUGACUUUUCGGUGACCCCCCCUACUGUGCAGACAGGAGGGGGGGUCACACAGAGGGGAGUGUCGCUCAGCAUCGAAUGCUACUGGUGGACAUAAAUGGCAAUGGGGAAGACAAAACAAACACCUGCUCACUUUGACUCACACACACUCACACAAUACAAGCGCAUGCAUACAGAUGCACAAUCAUACACAGCGCCACUCAAAUAUUUUGCUGUAUAUAUGUACAGUAUAUCCAGUAUGUAUAGUCCCAGAGGCUAUACUUUGCAUGUUGACUUGUAGAUGGAACCUGACCAUUAUUCAUAGAAAAGAUUGUGCAGGUAGGCCUAGUCAGUGGAUCAACUCUCUAAACCAGUGCAAGCUCUUUGUCAGUUUUACAUCUCUUUACUUUGUUUUCAGGAAACUUACUACUAACAUAACUGAAAUAGUUUUACCGCUCCUAAACCUCUGGUGAAAGGGUCCUCGUCAGCCAAACAGCAUCACUGAUGGGUUUUAAACUCUUUGAAGGGACACAUAACCUCGCCUUUGAUGUCAGACAGAACCUGGCCACAGUGAGCGUGGGUAGGAGAAGAGAAGAUGGAAGGCAAACUGGGGCGCACCAAUUAAGUGGCAGUGCACAAAAUGGCAUGGGGCAUCCUGCCAGCAACUGUCUAUUCAUCCUAUGUCAAAGGGAUUUGCACAUCUCAAUGAGUCUACGCGCUGCCAGAGAAGUCCGAGAGCAGAGCAGAGCAGAGGAGAGCAGAGAAAGGAAGCGAGGCUCAGGAGAAAGGAUCGGAGAGAAAAAGAGCAGAUUUUUACGCAAACUAUGAGGUUGUACUGAGCUUAUGUUCAAAGUGUUAUCCUGGUCUGUCCACAUAUAGAAUAUUCUUUUCUUGAAGAGUUCAGUAACCCCUUGACCUCAAACUGUUACCCCAUCAUGCAGCUCUCUGGGCUGUCAUGACCUCACGUCCUGUCUGAGGUUAACUUUGAGUGAAUGAGCAUGGCCCUCAGCUCAACCAGAUGUUCAGCCUUGUGGUUACCCUUCUGGCCCAGUGAUUCUUUAACGCCUGCCUGCUACAGCUGUACUCUUUCUGGACACAGCUACCCUAACAACUUCACCAAAUUAAAAAUGAGUUGUUGAGGAAAGAAUUGCAGCUUAAAGCUCUGUAUAACAUGCAUGUUUCCUUUUUGAUUCAAAAUAAUUCAAGUGCAUUAAAAUCUAAUCAGCACACACCAAGGAGAACAGUCAUUAUAGCAGAAUACACAUGGUUACCUACUUUGAAUGUCCCCUUGUGCAUCCAAUUUAUAUGAAGAAAUCUUCUUAAAUCAAAUACUGUCAGAGCACACUGAAUCUCAUGAGCGUAUUUACAGUCAACAUGUAAACAAACUUGAAAUUAAGACGUAUGACUUGAGAAGUGAUUAGUUAAAGAAGAUUUAAAAUGCAGGAAGGAUGAAGAUGUCACUCAAACACGAGACGUUGUAUGUGGUAAGAAACAAGACAUUGAGCACGUGUUGAUCUUCUUUGAGCCUCAAGGCUUUCCACUUUCUUAGAUGUGAAACAAAGCCCCAUUUCUGCACAGCUGCAGGCAAUCUGUGACAGGUGGAUUUGUUUUCAUAUGUUUUCGAAUGCAAGUAGUAUUGUGUUAUUGUGCCUUGAUAGUCAGUCAGCGAGUGUGCUUUUAUCAGGCAAUGACCCUGACCAGGAUUAGGUCAUGUACGUAAACAUGCGCAGAUGUAUGUGUUCAUAUACAAAAUGUGUGAAAGUGGACAAAAAUGAAUAGAGGCACAUCCUCAUGCUCUUUUUCUCACACAUACACACACACAUACACGUACACACAUACACACACCAUGCUAAUCUAAACAGCAAGGCUGUAUGUAAACAGAUCGUCGACAUAAUGGGAUUGUUCAGUGUGCAAACAAUAAGCUGUUAGCGUAAUCACAGGUCAAAGAUAUAUUACCCAGAGGGCCACGCUGUAGGUAUAUUAACAUGAUGGAUAUGUGGGAGAGAGGAGGGGGCAGGGAUAUGAAGGAUAUAGAGCUCUACCGAUUCAGAUUUACCCCCUAUUGGGCCCGUCCGCUGCCUUUCUCUCCUCUACCUCCCUCAUGUUGGCCCCACUUAAUCAGCCACCCUCCUUCUCUUAUUGCUCCUUCCCCCAUUCACCCACCUUUUUCUUAGACACUAGGUUACUCCCUUGUUUUUUUUUUUUUUUGUUUGUUUGUUUUUUUUAACCAUGUCUCCCCAUCUAAUACCUCAGUCCUGUCUUUUCCUAUCUUCAUUCCCCUCCCAUUUCCCUAUUGUUCUGGAUAGAUAUAAUCUCUUUCAGCAAAGUUCUGUGGUCAGUGUGGUAGCAGGAUAAAGCAGCUCUACAAUCUUGUUUCUGGAUUAAGCAAAGAGGGUUCUGAGUGAGGACCACUGAGGUCCUUCAUCCAUGCCUGAUUUGUAAACAACAGGAAAAGAGCAAGGAAAAGACAGAAAGUGUUUUGUAGCAUCAAGAGAUAUUCAUAUAUAUAUCAUGCACAUAUAUAUGUGUAUAUCUCUAUGAAAAAUAUAAUAAAUCAAACAGCUACAUAGUUGAUAGAGCUCAUUCUACACUCCACUUAACUACGCUGAAAGUGCCAUGCUCAUGCGUCUCAAUGAGUAGCAGGAUACAAGUGCUGUGUCAGUCAGGAUAAAUCCUGUGUAGCUUACUCCAUUGCACAUACAGCUUAUUAACUUAUCUCCACUUUAUUUGAUUACCAUCUAGCCCAUUCUCUCAACUGGUUAAUAAGUCCAUGUCUUCCUGACUAAACACUCCAUUAGUGUCAUCACUGGCUAGCUUGUGUGUGUACUGCAUACAUCUGUGGACCACUGAAGCAGAUACACUUUGGGGCCAAGUGACAGAGUAAACACAGAGGCAGAACACUGGGUAGAAAAACAACCUGUAAGACAGACAAUAGGUACAAAGGUAGCUAGGUCUGAUGAUGACAGCAACAGUCAAGACUGGCUUAAGAUGUACAAGAAAUUUGUAGCAUUUUAGGUGAGUCAAAUAGAUUCACUUCACAAAAGAUAAUAGAGUUGUGAAGUGGGAGGAACAGUUUCUCCUGUUUUGGAAGUAAAAGUCUCACUCUUUUUCUUUUCCCACAGACAGUGUUAUGUGACUCACAGUUGGAGCACUUGUGCAGCUUGAAUGGACAUGAAACUCCCCUGCUUGAAUCAUUAGUACAAAGGAUUAACAACAGCAUUUGAAAAUAUAUUCUUUUCCCAUGAAAUAACUUCAGAUAACUGACAAUAUAAUUUGCAGCUUAAAUGAAUUCACGUUUGGAUUGUAGAUUGAUUUUGGAUGAAUUCAGCAACUAUAAGUGUUACUGUGCUCAUGGGUAUUGUAGUAUUUAGAGCAGGCCACCAUGUAAAACUGUGUGACACUAUUUUGCAGAAUUUGAGUUGUAAUAAUUAAAACUGGUGGCUAUAACAUAAACUUAUAGCAUCGUACAUUAUCCUGUGGUUCCAUGUUAAAUAAUGUUGAGGAUAUUAUUAAAAGACAAAUCUGAAAUGGAAGUACACAAUGGGGGAAAAAAACACUUACGUUGCUCCUUCCACUUUGAAACAUGUCUUUUCAUGUCUUUUCUUUUCUCUUUUUCAAUGUCUUUUCUCUCUCUCUCUCUCUCUCUCUCUCUCUCUCUCUCUGUCUCUCUCAUGGCCACACAAACACACCGCUGUUCCUGUGUGUGUCUGUGUCUGGUGGGGUGUCAUGAUUAACAGUGACCUCAAGCCAGACAUGGUUGGGGUGGUGGGGUGUGGGGCCAAAGGUGAAAGGCUUACAGUGAGGCAACCCCUGUCAACUGCUCUGCUCUAAUCCUGACCUCAAAGCCAACCUGAGACUCUGGAAAAAUGAGUCACAACAUAUUGUGCGUACAUAACCAUCUUAUUCACAGAAACGUGUAUUUGGGCUAAAGAGGACUUGUAAAAAUGUUUGAAAUGUAGUAUGUGAAGUAGCGUGGAUUUUGCUCUAGAGAUACAUUGGAUUAGGGUAGUUCUAAUAGCCAGACAGAAGCAAAGACAGAGCAGACCUCCUUAUGUCACAUAGCUAAUGACAGGGAUGAAUAAUAGAGCCUUUAAAGCCCUUACUCCCACCUCAUUCUGGCCUGCACAUAAGCUUGAGCUGGGUGAGCAGCCAGCCAUCAAGCCCCUCGCUGAGAUGAGAUGGGCUCCCAAGAAGAUUUGGGGAGGAAUGGAGAGAAUCGGAUUAACCAAAAUGCCUCAAUUGGAAUAAAUGCUCUGGGCUGACCCCCAGUGUAAUACCAUUGAUAAAUGCUGUAAACCAAAUCUUUAACAUCUGAUUAGGAAGGAGGAAAACACAUCCUUUUAGCAACCAUUAGCUGUGGUGAGAUAGCCCAACCUUUGCAUCAAAACACAUACAAGUAGAGUUUGUUAUAAGCAGCAGGGACUUUUACAAAUACCCAAGUUGCCAUUAUAGAAAUAAAUAAAUGGGGAAAUAAUAAAUCGCCAGAAGCUGUGGACAGGUGGCAUUUCAGUCUGCACCAUUUAGCUGUGCAGUCUGGUUUCUGACAGCUUGAUUUAGUCUCCUGCACCUGAGCCAGAAAAGAGAGAAAAUUAACGGCAGGAAAAACAGCUUAACUAGAUUCCAAUUUGCCUGCUUUGAAACACAAUGAUGAAGCUAAUGUACAGAAUGGACUUUCUGGUAGCUGUACCACGCUUAUUGUGAUCAGACAAAGAUUGUGCAUACUCAUUUAGGGUCAGGCGCAAGGCACAGUCAGAAAAGCAACAGCACUGAUGCGAUUCACCCUUACUCUCCAUCUGAGCCUGGCUCUGUUAUGGGGUGGGGGUGGGGGGGGGACUUUAGGGUUUGUCUUUAGGGUGUAAAAUGGAGAUUUAAAGUGGCUCAAGGGGAGAUGCUAGGAUGCAUGCUGUUCCUCCUGCUGUGAACAGGGUGUAAUCCUUCAGUUUUAGAGAAGUGAAAAGUUUGUAGAGUCCAGAAAGUUACGCAUACAUCCCUUAUGGGCCCCCCACAGAGUGGAGAGUGGGAAACAGCAGGGGAUAACCAUAUGCUAUCAAAGUGUUCUUCAAAGCUCCCAUCUUUAGUCCACUAAAUUAUACAGUAUCAUCACAUAUACCUGACAAAAAUAGAAAAAAACAUAAUUACGCAGCUCAGUGUACAAACACACAUACACACACAAAAAACAUUUCUUAAAAAAUAUGUUUCACGAAAAGUGUUGCCUUUGAAAAGUGGAGGGGUGUUUACAUUUCGCCUGGAAUUACUUUGUGUCAACUUUGUUUAAACCUUGAUCAUGUCCCAGUGGCGUGGGUCAGCUCAUGAUUUUGUAUUUACAUGCUUUUAAAAUACUGCUGCUGGUGGACAAUUAAAAAUUUAUGAUUCUUAUCGCAAUGAGCCCCUUCUGUUACCAGAGGUUAAUUUGUGCUCGCCCCUCAUUUCAAUUGUACUGUAGUAAAUGUCCACAUUAUUUCCCACAUGGGCCUGGAUGAGGGGUUUGAUUAUCCAAAGGUAGGCCACGGUUGGCUCUGUUAUUGUCAGAGGGGUCGUAAGCUGCAGUAACGGCUUCAAGGGUCUUAUUGCUAUGGCGAUCAGCCCCUUGCCACUUGGCCUCCGUGACCCCAGUCAGAGAUAAGCUUUAUGGGAAAGCACAUUAACAUGCUCUAGCAGUCACCUCCCUCCUUUAUCAAAGGCAGUUCUAUGAAAUCAAGUGUUUAUGGACCCCCAGUGAGGGUAUAGUGCUGCUGAUUGCCUAUAUUAGAGGUUGAGUGUAAAUGAGCUGGAGGUGGACAAAGGACCUGUAGUCAUGGGGAGAACUGAGGAUGCGAUACUGACAUUAUUCUCACUAAAUGAGCAAUAUCUUUAAUGACUGCAGCACCCCAUGAGCAGGUUACUAACCCCUGGAUUACAAAUACUGUCUGCAAUCUAAAUAUAUCCACGUCUUCCAUUCUUUCUACAAAAACUGACACUAAACAUAAGAAACAUAACAUAUUCUUAUAGAUAUGAUGCAACAAUAUAUUUUGGAGUUAUUUAUUCUGUUAGCACUACUGUGUAUUGUAAGUAACAGAAUCUUCCUUUACUGUCCUCUCCUUUGUGUUAAUGCUGAUUCUGUGGACUAAAUCGUCAAAUGGAUGUCUUUUUUAGUUCCUUGCACGUGUUACAUUGAUAUGGGCAUUUUCCUGUGGCUAUGAACGACACAAGGCUUAAAAAAAAAAAAAAAAGAA
Messenger RNA from Lates calcarifer (barramundi perch), 9083 nucleotides. It is a transcript of the gene mafa, whose product is annotated as v-maf avian musculoaponeurotic fibrosarcoma oncogene homolog a (paralog a). The transcript has 3 exons. The record is from RefSeq and is a predicted model, not a curated record. The coding region runs from base 400 to 1395 and encodes 331 amino acids. Gene Ontology annotation, cellular component: nucleus. NCBI's taxonomy places the organism in Eukaryota, Metazoa, Chordata, Actinopteri, Centropomidae. Gene Ontology annotation, biological process: regulation of transcription by RNA polymerase II. Gene Ontology annotation, molecular function: DNA-binding transcription factor activity, RNA polymerase II-specific; RNA polymerase II cis-regulatory region sequence-specific DNA binding.